Molecule: messenger RNA, 1464 nt
Organism: Dromiciops gliroides (monito del monte)
Lineage: Eukaryota; Metazoa; Chordata; Mammalia; Microbiotheria; Microbiotheriidae
Product: zinc finger protein 501-like
Exons: 2
Coding region: 1-1464 (487 amino acids)
Biological process (GO): negative regulation of transcription by RNA polymerase II; regulation of cytokine production; regulation of immune system process
Source: RefSeq, a predicted model, not a curated record
AUGGGACAAGCUUGGGAGUAUUAUGACAGAGUGAAGAAAGAUCAGAGCAAUGAGAAGAAACCUUCUAGGCAAAAAAAAGUAAUCCAGACAGAAACUGCUGAUGAAGUCAGAGGUUCUGAUUACAGACAAUAUGGCCAAACCUCUAACCCAGAGCCAGUCCUUUUGCCACAACAGGGAGGGUUUUCAGUAAUGAAUCUCCAUAAAGGUGCUAAUCAGAGAAGAAGCUUCACCAUGGAGUCAGACCAAAGAUAUUGUAAUCAAAUCUAUUCACAGAAGAAAUACUCUGAGGUUAACAAAUGUCAGAAAGCCUUAUCUUAUGAUUUUGACCUCAUUGACAAACAAGGAAUUCAUGCUGAAGUGGAAAUUCAUGAAAGUGGGAAUUCUUUCAUAGUGUAUAAUGAACUUAAUCUAUCCCAGGGAACUGAUCCUGGACAAACAUGUUAUGAAUUGACUAAAUGUGGGAAGACAUUCUAUCAAAAAGCAGAUCUCAAUCAACAUUCUGCUAGUCAGAGGAAAACCAAAUCUUAUGAAUGCAGUGAGUGUGGAAGGGCUUUUCACCUUAAGACAAGUCUUUCCCAGCACUACAGAAUUCAUAUUGGAGAAAAACCUUUCAAAUGCAGUGACUGUGGAAAUGAUUGUGGGAAAGCCUUUCCCCAGAGUACAACCCUCACUCUACAUCAGAGAACUCACACUGGAGAGAGACCAUACGAAUACAGUGAAUGUGGGAAGACAUUCCGAUCCAGCUCUAACCGUACUCAGCACUGGAGUACUCACACAGGAAUAAAACCUCAUCAGUGCAGUGUAUGCGGGAAGGCCUUCUCCCAGAAGUCUGAUCUCACUCAUCAUGGUAGUGUUCAUACUGGAGAGAAACCAUAUGCAUGCUCUGAAUGUGGAAAGGUCUUUCUCCAGAAGUCAGAUCUUAGACAACACUUUAGCAUUCAUAGUAGAGAGAAACCUUAUGAAUGCGGUGAUUGUUGUAAAGCCUUUCCCCGUAUUGCAGAAUUCACUAGACAUCAAAGAACUCACACUGGAGAGAAACCCUAUGAAUGCAUAGAAUGUGGGAAGACAUUCAGUCAAGGUUCUAAACUUUCUCGGCACCAGAAAAUUCAUAGAGGAAUAAAACCUCAUGAAUGCAGAAUAUGUGGGAAGGCCUUCUCCCAGAAGUCUGAUCUCACUCCUCAUGGCAGUGUUCAUACUGGAGAGAAACCGUAUGAAUGCUCUGAAUGUGGAAAGUACUUUCGCCAGAAGUCAGAACUUAGACAACACUUUAGCAUUCAUACUAGAGAGAAACCUUUUAAGUGCAGUAAUUGUGGAGAAGCCUUUGCAUGGAGCACAACACUGACUCAGCAUCAGAGAACUCACACUGGAGAGAAAUCCUGUGUGUGCAAUGAAUGUGGAAAGGCCUUCACUCAGAAAGGUCUUCCAGUACAUAUUGCAAAAAUACAUACUAGAGAGAAGUCUUAG